AUGGCCUGGCUCUCCCAUCAGUACAUCAACGGUGGGAACCUGGAGCAGCUGCUGGACAGCCCUGUGCCCCUCUCCUGGUCCAUGCGUGUCAAGCUGGCUCUCGACAUCGCCCGUGGCCUGCGCUACCUGCACUCCAAGGGCAUCUUCCACCGUGACCUCACCUCCAAGAACUGCCUGGUGCGCUGCGAGGCCAACAGCUACACAGCUGUAGUGGGUGACUUUGGCUUGGCGGAGAAGAUCCCCACCUACAGGUGCAUGGGCAGAAGGGAGCCACUGGCUGUGGUGGGCUCUCCGUACUGGAUGGCACCCGAAGUGCUGCGAGGGGAGAUCUACAAUGAGAAGGCUGAUGUGUUUGCGUACGGCAUCAUCCUGUGUGAGACCAUCGCUCGCGUCCCCGCUGACCCCGACUACCUGCCCCGCACUGAGGAUUUUGGCCUGGAUGUCACGACUUUCCGCACCAUGGUGGGAAUCGACUGCCCAGCAGCCUUCCUCCAGCUCGCUUUCCACUGCUGCAGUAUGGAGCCCACCUCCCGUCCCUCAUUCCUGGAAAUCACGCAGUGCCUGGAGGGUGUCCUGCAGCAUCAGCCAG
Molecule: messenger RNA, 589 nt
Organism: Antrostomus carolinensis (chuck-will's-widow)
Lineage: Eukaryota; Metazoa; Chordata; Aves; Caprimulgiformes; Caprimulgidae
Product: dual specificity testis-specific protein kinase 1
Exons: 7
Biological process (GO): protein phosphorylation; actin cytoskeleton organization; positive regulation of stress fiber assembly
Cellular component (GO): cytoplasm; nucleus
Molecular function (GO): protein serine/threonine kinase activity; ATP binding
Source: RefSeq, a predicted model, not a curated record